AUAAAAGGCGUUGGUCACGAUAUCACACAGCACAGUCACACUGAACCUCAACGAGUAAACAAUCCUGCUCCAAUAAUGGCGUUCAAAUUCGUUCUGCUCGCUACUCUGGUAGCUGCCGCCAGCGCUGGUCUGCUUCCUGUGGCUCACCAUGGAUCGAUCGCCACGUCGCACUCCUCCAUCCAGCACCAUGCUGCUCCCGCUAUCCAUCAUGUCGGAUCGGUCCACGCCGCCCCGGCUAUCUACCAGCACUCUGCCCCGGCUAUCUACCAGCACUCGGCCCCGGCUAUCGUCAAGACCAUUGCUCAGCCCACGAUCAUCAAGUCUGUAGAGCACCACGCUCCGGCCAACUACGAGUUCUCGUACUCCGUCCAUGACGAGCACACCGGAGACAUCAAGAGCCAGCACGAAACUCGCCACGGAGACGAAGUCCACGGACAGUACUCGCUGUUGGACUCCGACGGUCACCAGCGCAUCGUCGACUACCAUGCUGAUCAUCACACCGGAUUCAACGCCGUCGUGCGCCGUGAGCCAUCGGCUGUGAAGAUCGCUCAGCCCGUGCACAAGGUGAUCGCCCAGCCCGUGCAUGUGUCCAGCUAUGCCCAUGCUCCAGUAGCUCACGCCACUGUCCAGCACCACCAUGCUGCCCCGAUCGCGCACUACUCCGCACCGAUCGCGCACCAUGCUGCUCCGAUCGCGCACUAUGCUGCCCCGAUCGCGCACCACGCUGCUCCGAUCGCGCACUCAACCUCCAGCAUCGUCCAUGGACCGAGCCAUCUGAGCCAUCAUCAUUACUAAGAAUCAUUCUAGUGGUGUAGUAAAGACUUCAGUUACAAAACAGAUAGUUUAUAAAAGCAUAAAUAAAAAGCGAUUUAAAAUUAUAGCUGUGUCUUAUUUAUUUAGAUGUCCACUCGAGACUAUUAUUCAUUUGGCUAGAUACACAUUUAUAAUCAAAUUAUUAAUAGUAUCAUUAUCAUCAUCGUAUCCCUUGGUCGUAGACCUGGUUUUUAGACACGACGUUUUACUAGCUCCUUUUUACUGUAUAUUUGUAUAGUUACUUUUGACAACAGUCUUUCCCCGAGUUACGCGAAUAAUGCGUUCCAGGGACAUUCGCCUAAAUCGGAUUUUCGUGUAAGUCACGUCAAACACGUUUUUUAGCCAAAAUAUAAAUGAGAAAAAUUGUUUUUAUUAAAUUAAUAAUUUC
Messenger RNA from Anopheles gambiae (African malaria mosquito), 1201 nucleotides. Its product is annotated as cuticle protein 8-like. The record is from RefSeq and is a predicted model, not a curated record. Lineage: Eukaryota; Metazoa; Arthropoda; Insecta; Diptera; Culicidae. The transcript has 2 exons. Gene Ontology annotation, cellular component: extracellular matrix. The coding region runs from base 76 to 795 and encodes 239 amino acids.